Petromyzon marinus (sea lamprey) is the source of this 5532-nucleotide messenger RNA. RefSeq lists its product as uncharacterized. Gene Ontology annotation, molecular function: palmitoyltransferase activity; protein binding. The record is from RefSeq and is a predicted model, not a curated record. Lineage: Eukaryota; Metazoa; Chordata; Hyperoartia; Petromyzontiformes; Petromyzontidae.
GUUUGUGUGAGCGAGUCUGUGUGUUUGUGUGUGCGAGUCUGUGUGUUUGUGUGUCUGUGUGAGCGAGUCUGUGUGUCUGUGUGAGCGAGUGAGUCGAUGCGUCUCUGUGCGUGUCUCUAGUCUCUCGUUGUAUUGCAAUGGCAAUGACGGUCCAGUUGUCGCCUGACGAUUAAUAUACGAGAAACGGGCACAAGGACACCUGCAGUGGUGCAUCGCUAUAUGCAUACUGUACAUACCACAUCACUAAACAGGAAAUCUGUAUUGUAAUCGGCGGCUGUGUGCGUGCGUGCGUGCUCUGGUACAGCUCAAUUUAUUUUAUUCCGUGACAAGGAGGAGGAACACACACCACACACACACCACACACACCACACUACACACACCACACACACGCGUGCGAUCGUCUAAACCCAGGGGGGGUGUUCCGUUGCGUGCCGUGGAGACGUCCCGCCGCUGACGAUGGCCAAAACGCCCGUGCCGUCGUCGCCACCUCUCCGCUCGUCCCGUGCCUCAUCCUCAUCAUCCUCCUCAUCCUCAUCCCAACGCGCCUUGACAGCCGCGUAGGCAAUUGACGCGUUGCUUGCGCUCGUCGAUUAGAGAGACACAGCACACAGCAGCACCACCACCAACAACAAACGAAAGUCAUUUAGCCGGUGCGGCUGGUCAAAAGAAUAAAGCGAAGGCAGGCAGGAGAGGAGCGGGCGAGGAGAUAAUCGAGCGAUGUUGUAUCCCGUGGAGCAAUCGAACCCCGCGGCGGCGAUGAGGGUGGCGGCCCAGCAGCAGAAGGUGGUGGUGCCGCCCGGCAUGGAGGAGGCCAUCCGAGGCGAUGACCUGCAAGCGUGCCUGGACCUCUUGCUCCAAGAUCCCGGACAAGUGAACGCGAGGGGAUGGAGCGGACUGGGAGCCCUGCACCACGCGUGUUUUCGUGGCAGCGUAAACAUCGCGGCCGCACUUCUGCAGCACGAGGCUGACCCCAACUUAUGCAACGACGCGGGAGAGACGCCCUUCCACUUUGCCUGCAGGAGGGGGAACGUCACGAUCAUCCACCGCCUUGUGCAGAGUGGCGCCGACGUCACGUUGUUGGACAAGUACGGCCGCUCGGGCCUGCACCACGCCACCGUUGGAGGCAGCGUGUUGGCCAUAAAGUACCUCGAGGAAACUGGCAAAUUCCAUUUCCUGUCAACCGACACAUAUUCCCAGAAUCCUUUGCACAUCGCAGCUGGGAUGGGAAACUUGGAUGUUGUUUGCUUCCUCUUGGCAAAGAAACGCAUCGACUGCCGGACGAGGGACGCCGACGGCAACACGGCCCUGCACUUGGCGACGCUGAAGGGCCAUAGCGCCCUGUGCUGGCCACUUCUGCAGGCCGGAGGCAUGGGGCUGCUCACGCUGAGGAAUCGCGACGGGUUGACCCCUGUCGAGCUUGCGAGGAGCUGCAACACUUACAUGCACAAUCACCUGUCUGAGAUUCUGGAAAAUCUGGAGAGGAGAUCGUACAACGGAAAAUCCCUUCAGCCUCUUGGGAUUUACUACGGGCUGAUGUUCCUGCCGGGCGUUGGGGCCGCGGCCGGGCUGGCCCUGUCAAGCCUGGUGCCCGCCUACAGCGGAUACCUGAUCAUGGCGCUGUUCAUCGCGCUAACUCGCACCGUCCUCGGCCAAACUCACCGCAUCUGGCACAUCAGCAGGUGGCAGAAUCCCAUCUACUUUGGAAUCUUCAUCGCUGGGAUCGUCCACUCCUUGUUCUGCUUUUACUACAAACUACUGCCCAUUCUGUGGCCGGCCCCUGCGCUGCUGGUGAGCUCCGUGGUGAUUACAACGCUGCUCGUGCUGGCCAUGUGCUCUGUGCUGCUGAGGGACCCGGGCCGGCUGCGGCCGCAGUGUGGCCCGCCCGGCUCCGGCCUGUCAUCCGUGCAUGAGCUGCUGGCCGCCGGCGAACCCACGGAGCGCUUCUGCAUCAGCUGUGAGCUGGUGCAGCCUGCCUGGACCAAGCACUGCCGCCUGUGCGAUGCCUGCAUGGAGGGCAUGGACCACCACUGCCUCUUCCUGCUGGUGUGCGUCGCGCGACGCAACCACCGUGCCUUCGUGCUGCUGCUCGUCCUCGUCGCACUGUGCCAGUUCUGCUUCUCGGGCGCCGUCAUCAUGUACCUGGCCCGCGUCGUUCCGCCAACCCCUGGCGGCGGCGGCGGCCACCUCGCCGUGCUGCGGCCCGACUACGGCCGCUGGGCCGCGGCGGCCACGUUGGCCAUGACCCGCGACUCGUGGCCGGCGCUGCUGCUGCUGGUGAACGUCGGCUGCCUGCUGUGGGUGUGCUGCCUGUUGGCGAUGCAGCUGUCGUACGUGGCUGCCGGGGUGACGACCGUGCUGGGCCACCCGGUGGGGGCCCGUCGCCACCACGGCGGGCUGCUCCGGGGUUUGGCCAACGUCCUUCGUUUCCUCGUGUGGGGUGAACACGCCGCUGCCGCCGGCGCCAACGGUGGCGUUGGGCUUAAAACUGCGCUGGUGGCAGAGCAGAUCUGACUGAGCCUUUCUAAUGAUGUGCCUGUGGAGCCAGGUUGGAAUUUCAUUGUCGAGGGCGUUUGGUGUCUUGUGUUUUUAGUAUGCCUUGCCAAUUUGGUUGUUUUUGUGUCGUUUGUGGGUUAAAGAAAGAAUCUGCCACCCCUCACAAUUGUAAUUUGUCCCCCCCCCCUCCAUUCCAAGCAUUCCCCGCGUUUCAAUGCGUUGGCCUGCAAUUUUGUGAAAGCUUUCGAGCGACAUCCAUUCCAUUGCUCCCGCGGUCAUUUCUCACGUUAACUGGCCCAUCGCUUGACAGCGCAGCGUUCAUUGCACUUCUGUUCAAGAAGAAUGGUAAACUGGGUGAGAGUGAGGUUGGAAGGCGGACUGUACCUCGAAGGUCAAUGUGACACUGAGAAAAGAGCCUUAUAGCGACCGGACCUUGAGAUGCUUCCAAAUUCGGGCAGUUGCUCCAUCAUCGCUCUGCCGCGCGCGUACCGGUCUCGUUAACGUUGCAGAACUAUGCCACGUGCUGCUUUUUUAUAAAGUGCGGCCAUUUUUUGUUGUGACCGUUUUACCCGUGUGCUAUUGGCGCGAGCUAGAUGUAGAAUUAAUUCGGUUAGCUAUAAAGUAGAAGUUUUUUUUGUUAUAUUUUGUUUAAAUUUAUCAGGAAUAAGUACUUUUUUAUUUACGUGUUGUGUUUUGUUCACAUGAAAGUAAUUGUACAGGAACUGGCUGCUUUGUGAAUUACUCCACGUUAUGUUAGAAAGUCGUUCUCAUUGAGAGGUGGCCGGAUAGCUCGUGGGAGCAGAGUGCCAAGCCAGCACCACUGAACUUCUGGGUUUGAAUCCAUGUUUCAUUAGCCCCCCCCUUAAAACUGGAGUUUCGGAUAUCGAAAGGUUAUGGCCCUUGACCCAGUCACCAAUGACUGCACACACACACACACACAACACCCUCAUUCAAUCAACUUGUUCCCAAUUAAUUUAGAGACUCAAUUCCAGCUCUGAGAAUUACAAAUCGUGGUUUGCCACACAGCAGAAAUGUUUAGCACGGUGCCAGGGGAACAUGGGGAGGACCCCGAGUGUGUGGGUAAAAAUGGGUCAACGUAAUUCUGGGACGUCUCCUGCCCGCGGGCCGUUGUCUGCUGGGAGAGUUCCAAAUAAACUGCUUCAUUUCAUGACGCUGCUACAGUUAUUGAGACAAGCGGCAACAUUCAUGGCAGACAUGAAUCGAUGGGAGAAUCGGGGAGAAGCUCUGUGGUGUUGUGGUCUUAGGUUGUUCGUUGUUGUGUGGCUACGCUGUCUGAAUAAAGAACGUAAAUGGCGACAUUUGAUGGCACAAAAAACCCCCAGCAUUGCCUGCUGGUGUUACUCAUAUGAAGAGCCUUGUGACGAUUUUCACUGGAGAAGGCCUUCACAGACUUCCUUCUGCCAACGUAUCGUCUCAUUUCACUUCAAUUCUCCACGCACUCCCUGCUGCGGCAACCAAGGCUUUCUAUGCAAUCAGUGGAGUUCCCUGCUCCCAGCCAUUCGUGCUGCCGAACCCAUGCUUCUCUACAAGUCUGUGCUCAAAACAUUUAUUUUUUGUUCGUCGCUUGCAUUGACCGCCUCCACAUAAUCAAUUUAGCACACUUACUGCAUAGUGUCUUGAGGGUGCAGUUACAUUUAGAUGGCAUUGUAGCCAUAUGUCUUUUCCAAUAUUUAUAUGUUACAUUUAGUUAAGACAGGGCUUUGCAAGCAGGUUAAACAAUAUAUGUUCAUUGGAGUGGUCACGCACAUUUUCAAGUAGAGAAUGUGUAAAUUAAGUUGAAUAAAAUUGCAUACAUGCACAUGGUUGCAUGUUUUUUUAAGCAUUUAAAAACAGACGUAAAAUUAAUAGCUUAUAUUCCUUCCAGGUCAAAAUUUACGUGCAGCUCUAAAAAAAAGUGUACUUGUUGCUAGGAGUAGUUGCCGAGAGAGUGCAACAAUAUUUAUCCGUCGGCGUCAUUCCACCAAAAUUUGUGCAAAGUGUUGCGAGCCUUAAAUGAAUUUUGAACGCCAACAUCUGGCGCAUGUUCGAUGGUGUUCCUCCUGUCCCGGGAAUAACCAAAAUGUGUUGCCAUGCACACGGAGAAAAACACAUUACUGCGUAAGGAAUCGGCACCACAUCCAAGUGUGGUUUUACAUUCGUUUCUUGCGACAACACGCAUCGUUCAACUUUCGCCCGCGAACAGAUUACCGAGUAUAUAAGUACCCGUGUAUAUAUAUAUAACUCACACAGCUUGUGUCAUUGUAACACCAAUGGGAUCUUCAAAGAAAUACAAAUUAUCCCUGUACGGAAAUCUUCCCAUUCACCUUUUUGUUCAGAUGAUAGUGACGCCGGAAGUGUUGCCAAAUCAAUCCGAUUAGCUACGGUUAUCCCCGAGUAAUUCACCCAGAAGUGGCUUAUUGGAAAGCCCUUAAUGUAUGCAGUCGUCCGCGAAUGAUCAUGGAUAAGCAGAGUAACCAAGAAGUGGCGACACAUUUGACUUAUUAUUCGUAAUUUAUCCUCGGAUAAGAGUCGCCCGGACGUGGCCUCGUGUAAGCGUAAAAUUCGUGCUGUUAUGUCGUGCACCUUUCACGGAUAAGAGGAGUCGUCGUCGAGAAGUGGAAGCAUCAUACCAUUAUCUACAUUGUUUUCGUGGAUAUUGAAGUUGACUUGGAAGCGGUGGAAAAUUGCAACUUCCUGAUACUCGCGUGGAUAGGCAUGAACUUUCUGGAUAGCUGUGUAGGACAAUAGGAUCUGCCAUCGGCAACUCUCACAUUCAUGCGGAUUCUUUUUUUUUACUUUGCAUUUAAAACAUAAUACCUCGUGUGCAAAAGCAAUGCAGAUGAAUGGAUGAUGGGUUCCCCUGAGAUUUGGAUGUGUGGGUCACAACGCCACAAGCCCUGAAAACCACUGGGGUUAUCUUCUUGGUUCUUUCGGUAAAGUCACGUAGAAUGGAAAUAAAAUAAUAAAAUAAUAAAACAUAAUGAAAUAAAAUUCUCACGACGUUUCGGCCACAACACAAGUAGCCUUCUUCAGGUGAAG